Molecule: messenger RNA, 3828 nt
Organism: Toxoplasma gondii ME49
Lineage: Eukaryota; Apicomplexa; Conoidasida; Eucoccidiorida; Sarcocystidae
Exons: 3
Coding region: 2142-3494 (450 amino acids)
Source: RefSeq, a predicted model, not a curated record
CGCGUUAUGCUCGCCUUUUCUCACCUUUUUUGAUUUCUCCAUCUUAUGUGUUGGUUUUGCCUUCGUUUCCUUCCUCGUCAAGCCGUGUUUUUGUUCAUCUGUUUUACCUUCAGUCCGCGUUCUGCGAAAAUUUCAGCUGCCGUCCCGACCCUGCUGUGUCGUAGAUGCAGUUCUUUUCUCUCCCUCUGAUUCGCCUCCCUUUUGCUCGUUCUCCUUCCGUCAUCUUCUGCUUUCUCCUCCAUUUUAAAGAGGUUUUCCUCGCUUCUGUCCAUGGGUUACCCCCGUCGGCGGGGGGCCCUCAUCCGCCCACCACUUCCGUGUGGAGUCCAGAGGAUCUAAGAGCCAAGGGGAAAGGCCGGAGGGGAAAAGCGAUGGAGGGUGAAGAACUCCGGAAGACAAGGAGAAUGCUCAGGUUGACGAGAGCAAUGUAGGACGGACAUGCUAGGGAGGCGAAGAAAAGAAGGGUGGGAGAGGCAGAACGCUUGAGGAACCGGAGACACCCUCGUCCGCGUGUACUGCGUUUCUUGGACUGGAAUACCCGCUGUCACGCUUGUCUGAGAUCAACAAGGGAACAAAGUGUAGCGUUCUUUCCAUCUGUCGAAAGCACGGCAACCACACUCCGAAGGAAGCUCGUUCUGCCCCGCCGUCUCCAUGUCGCACUCAUCGGUUUCCUGUCUCGCUUCUUCACUCUCCCCCCUCUGUUGCCUCACUCCUCGUUUCCGCUCCAGGCAAAGAAUUGGCUGUGUGACAACUAAAACCAGUUGUGCAAGAGGAGGGUGCGCCUUCUGGGCUGCGUCCCGUAGACAGGCGAAGAACUUGACAUUCAUGAGGUAUGCCAGGUCGGGUCUCCCAACGCUUCUCAGCUUCCUUGUCUUUUUUUUCAUCGUUCUCUUCACGUCGUUAGCCACCGAAGGGGUGUCCAUCAGCUGCGACGUUUUAUCUUCUGCUCUGGGUGGCUGUCGGAUGCACAUCCUGCCAAGAAGUUCUACCGGUUCUCCCCUUUUCUCGUCUCAGGGAGACUUACCUUGUUCGGUGCAUUGCCUCGUUUCUUCUUCGCUAGCUCCUGCUGGUUUUCAGCCUCCCUCAUUCAUCACCCAGGCUGUAUCGUUGUCUUUACCUAAGGGACAAGAGAACCUCUCCAGUGGAUCUGUGGGGUGUCUUUCCACUUCUCGCGGCCCUUUCUCGACUCUUUCAGUGGCCUCCAGUUUGCCGGCGCCUUCUGGAUUGUCUCCCUUCUCUUCUCCCCUUUGUUCGUCUCGCCGUGCUUUUUCUGGUCUCUCCGCUGCUCUCCUGUCGUCUGCGUGGCGACUGUGCCCCGCGCACAAGCCUGUUGGACCUGCUGCGAGUUCCGCGUGGACUGCGCCUUUUUCUCCUUUCUCUUCGUGUGUGUUUGCGCCCUUUCGUCUCGGGACUGAGGACGUCGACAGACAGCCGAAGCUUUGGGCUGUGCCGAAAAAGCGCGUUUCUCACUCUCGGACCCGGACGCGAAGAAGCGUGUGGAUGAAGCGGAAGCCGAAGAAGCAAUACGCGUAUAGCUCCAUUGACACGUUCGAGGCGCUGCAGCAAACUGAGGGAACGUUGACUGCUGGACGGACACUGCAUGCGAACUGGCUCUCUCUGCCGGGUGGGGUGUAUCUUCACCGGCUGAAGUAUUCCGUUCGAGGUAGCGGCCAUUCGCCGGGCAUGGCAAGCCUCGGAACCGAGCACCUGGAUUUCCAAAACGAUCUUGAACAACGGAAGACACAGCAGAACCUCUAGAGACAGCUGUGGAGAUACACUGCAGCGACCGCUGCAAAAGCGAGGCGGAGGAGGAAAGAAGGCAGAGCAAGGAGACGAACGGGAGAAGAGCCCAACAUGCGAGGCGACAACGAAAGAUGACACGAGAGGCCUUCAACGCAUUUCUUGCCUGACGUGUUUCGUCUGUUUCUCGAAAGCAGACACCGGAAAGCCGAGCUUUUUAGAGUCCAAGGCGCGCAGACAACAGAAACGGGAGGGACAGCAAGAAGGCACAGGGGACACCAGUGGUACUUUCACGUACUUUCCUCCCACACAGCCGCCUUGCUCGCGCGCCCUCCUUCCACUGUCUCUCUCUCGCCUCGGUUGCGUACGUCGUUCCCCUUUUCUGUUCUCCUUCCUCCACGAUGCGGCCUUCGUCUUCAGAGGAGAGACCUUCUGUGUCUCCGACCGCUUCGGCCGCGUCCAGUGCGCCGUUUGCUCUGUCGGCUGCGGAUCGCCGGCUGCUGCUGCUGUCUUCGGCGACGGUGAUCUCGCAGCGGACGCCCAGUCACCUUUCGCGGCCAGAAAUUGUCGAGUUUUUCUCGCGCUUUGGGAGCUUGCACGGGCCUGGCGACGGCCUCGCGUUCCCAAGUGACCGGCGCGACAAACGGCUGCUGAUUCGUUUCCGACAUCUCCAAGAUGCCCUGCGGUGCCUGAAGGCUCAGGGCUUGCCCCUGGAGCGUCGCGGCGGGGAAGAAGAGCGCGAAAGCGAGGCGAAGAAGGCUGAGAGAAGAAGCGACGAGUUCAACGCUCUUUCUGCCGCCCCAGGAGACACUGCGUGGAGCCACCCCCUGCAGCUCAGCCGCGAAGACAAAAUCAAGCUUUCUGCGCUCCGAGGCAACGCCCGCGCCAUGCAGCUCCUCCACAGCGAAGGCACUCUGCAGCGUCUGCGCGGGGGCGAGAAGAGCGAGAAGGAGCAGGAAGCGCCGGGUCGAGCUGGCGACAGCCGACUGUCGGAAGAUCAAAAACGAGGCAGGGGAGGCCUAGCCACGCGGCCAGGGGCACACUCCCAGUCGCUGUUUGCGGAAGACAGCGAACGCGUUUCUGGCGGAGACAGAGGGCGAGAGAAACACCCUACACAUGGGCGCAUUGCGGACGACUCGAGCGUGGAAGAACCCCCGGCAGAGCGCGAUGCGUUCUUCGACAGUCGGAGUUCUAUCCCUUCUGGAGGGGGACACGGGACCGACAGGAGAAGCGUGCAGAGAGACGAGAAGGCAGAGAGACAAAGAGCCGCUUCUGGCGACACGGGGACGAGCGAGAGAGAAGGGAGAAGGACCGACAGUCCCCUCAGAGAUCUGCUUUCCGGGGCCUUGGUUGCAGAUCAGCUGAAACAAACAGAAGGCUGGAGAUCCGGCUCUCUUGUGUCGGACCCGCGGCGAGCUGGGGCGCUCGGCGAGACAGGUGGCGCCUUCGGUUUCCACGAAAAAACGUUUGCGCGGGCGAGGGACGAGGCAGGGCGCUUGGGAGAGACGCUGAGGGCCGACCGCGACGGCGAAGACGGCGCCCAGGAAGACGAAAACACGAAAGCUGCGAGGCUCUCGGCUGAAAAGGCCUUCACACGGCGAAGAGCAGAGGCAACACACAGCUUGAUGAUUUCCUCCCUUGCUGGCUUCAUGUUCAAUCCGGAGAACCCGUAUGACAACUACCUCAUUCCAGCUCUUCCCCGGCCUGCUCCUGCCGUCCCGACGCAUACGUCCUCGGCCUCUCCUCCCAUGUGACUCGCCUCUGCCUAGAUAGCUGGCUCUCCAACUACCAUUUAAAGAUGUAGAAAUGUAUACAAAUAUAUAUGCAUAUAUACAAGAUGAACUCCUUUGAUCAGAUUCGUAGAUUCCGUGUCAUCUGGUGUCCAGCUUCUAUCUCGCGGUCUGUACCCGCGCGUCGCAAGAGCUUUUUAAGUGGUGUCUGUCCCUGAGUGUGUACAUUUUUCUGCACCGGGUUGUUCUCGCGGUUUUGUGUCAGUUGAGGCUGCAAGUUUCCUCGUUCUCUGGAAGACUCCCCGAGAGAGCCGGUCUACAGGUCCUACCUACUUCUCCAGUUUUAAGAAAAAUGGCA